Molecule: messenger RNA, 1083 nt
Organism: Orbicella faveolata
Lineage: Eukaryota; Metazoa; Cnidaria; Anthozoa; Scleractinia; Merulinidae
Cellular component (GO): extracellular matrix
Source: RefSeq, a predicted model, not a curated record
CUCGCUGCCAUUGAAAGGCCAGGUCACUGAUCAGGCAACUGUAAAAUGGCUAAAAGCAUGGACUACAUGGCAAAAUAAACCAUAUACCAUAUGCCCUUGUUACUGUGGCAGCUACACAAACAUCCAGAAAUCCAGAAAUCUCCAUGGGACAUGAUUGUAAUGGCUGCCUUGUAACCCUUGACAGCAAUUUAUAAGCAUUAGCCUAGUCUCAGAAAAUCUGUACCUAUCCACAUAGAUGGAAUUAAGAAGUGAUGUUCCCUACCAAGAGGUCAUCAUGUGAUGAUGGUUAACAUGUCCCCUGGGACAUUUUGGGAUUUGAUUUUAGGUGCACCUGGCAUAAAUGGUGAGACAGGCCCUCAAGGGCUCCCAGGUGAGAAAGGAGAAACAGGAGCCACUGGAGGAAAAGGCCCUCAGGGUGAAAAAGGGCCCAAAGGGGACCUGGGUGAAAAAGGUCAGACAGGCCUAGCUGGCCCAACUGGUCCCCAGGGGGAGAGGGGUGAAACUGGUCCAGAAGGACCACAGGGAAGCCAGGGUCCACAGGGACCUCAAGGACCUCCAGGCGAGAGAGGACAGGAUGGAGCAAAUGGAGAGACUGGACCUCAAGGGCCUGCCGGACCCCAGGGAGAACGGGGACCCCCAGGAGAAACAGGCCCCCAGGGGGAACAGGGAAUGGCAGGACCCCCUGGGGAAGUGCCUGUACCACCUGUUCAACCAGGAGGACAAUGACAUGAUGAUCAGCUUUAGAACAUUCUGACAAAUUUCCUGUUUACCUUCAUGACUUGAAUAUUGAAUACAGACACAGUAUUAUCACUGUAACUUCUCAUCUUCGCAAAGUUUCCUCUUGUUACUACUGAAUGACAAAAGCCACAGUAUAGGAAUGGUUCAUAUUCAGCGGAAGGCUUGAAAAAAUUUGCUUAACACUCUUCCUUAGUGUAUGCUUUUAUUAUUCCAGAAUCUGUGAUUUUGGGUCAUAGUGUUUUUUUUAUUUUAUAAUGAACGAUUUGUCAGUUCGGAGCGUCAUUCUAUUUACGAAACUUGUAUUUUGUUUCUAGAUUGAAAUUCGCUGUUUUAAAUUAUGAUAUA